UUCGUCAUGCUACAAAGGUUGCAACUCAAGUUUCAUGUUUCCUCGUUACGAUUUGCAGAAGUGCGUCUACUGCCACAAGACGACCAAGCAGAUCUUCGGCGCGUGUAUCCAGUGCUCGUUGGACAACUGCUCCACGUCCUUCCACGUCACCUGCGCCCUCCUCGCCGGAGUCGUCAUGAAGCCGGCCGAUUGGCCGUAUGUGGUGUCCGUCACUUGCCACAAACACAAACAGACCAAUCAGAAGGUCAAAAACAGCUCCCGCGAGCUGUCUUUAGGUCAGGAGGUCAUCGGGAGGAGCAGCAACGGUUGGUUCUAUCGCUGCACCAUCACCGGCAUCGGCACGCAGAACUACUACGAGGUCAACUUUGAUGACGGCUCCUACUGUGAUAAUGUCUUCCCAGAGAACCUGCUGAGUCACGACUGUCUGAGGAACGGCCCUCCAGAACUGGGCGAAUUCGUGGUGGUCAAGACAAUCGAUGGACGGGUUCUCAACGCGUCUUUCAUAAAGGAACACGUCCAACGAUACUACCAGGUGGAGUUUCAGGAUGAGACGCAGAUCUUACUGAAGCGCAGCGAGAUUCACACUCUGAACCAAGAGCUGCCUAAGAGGGUCAUGUCUCGUCUGGCAACUGUGAACCAACAACAACCUCAGGCGCAACCGUCAGACGAACCUCUGGCCGCGAAACGCCCACGUCUGCCGACGCCGCCACCCACACUAGCCAUUGAGCCCUCGGCGCUACCUCCAGGAAUAGUCACCGCUUUCCUGCCCGCUACUAUUACUCCAAACACCAGCACUGCCCCCUGCCUGCCUCCCCCCACAUCACUUCCUGUUUCUGCACCCACACUUCCUGCCCCGGAACCCAGUGAGAGUUACACCCACAGCUCCAGCUACAUAGCUUACAUGGAGUCUCUCCUCAACUCGGACUUUCCUCCAGAAGAGGGUGAACAUGGCGUUGAGCCAAUGUAUUGAAGCACUGUUAUGCGCUACCAGCUAUUUGUCAAUGCUUCAUACAGACUUUAAAUUCAUCCACUGCAUGUCUUUGUUUCAUUUAUUCGCUGUCGUGCUAAUCUGAGUUUCCCACCCAUGAAUGGUGCGCGUGGGACGCAUGCGUGUCAUUAUAGACUGAAGCCGAAACGGACCCAGUACAUAGCCUUGGGGGACGCCGCACUCUUCCGACCCUUUCCACGAUCCCUCGCUCUGGUUCUUUCACUAAACGGAAAGAGCCGCCGUUUUUAGAUGGGAUAAUCAUUCACUGUAUGUGCUGUUAAAUUUAUACCUGAUUUUUUUCUCUAAUGAGUGCUAAAUAUUUUUCUAACUCAAGCCAAAACAUCAUGCUACCCGGUCACAGUUCAAAUAGACAGUCUAUAUCUGUACAGUUUCAGGUAUUUUUAUCUGUACUCAAGUGUUCGGGGGGGGGUGGGGGUGGAGGAAGAGUUUUAGCUGGGCUCAUGGGAUUUAACAAGUAUUUAAAUGUCUUUUGUCACAUAUAGGUUUAAUAUUUGUAUAAAGAAAAUCAAUUAUGGCAGCAUCAGAAGCUACAGUUUUCAGUUAGUGUACACAUUUGUGUUACGAUAGAUUCGCGCGUCUUCAUGUAUUCUUCUAUAAUCAAAGAUAAAAUGUUUUUUCAGACACCGAUGAUUUGUUUUUGUAGCAUACUUGGUAGACGUUGAUAUUGAAUACUAUUCACCAUGUCUGUUUUUUUUUUUUAUGAUUACCGUUGUUGUUAUGAUGGUUAUUUUUAGUGAUUUUUAUUUUGGUGAAUCUUUGCAACACAAUGUCGGAAGAUGGAAAAAAAAGCUGAAUUUAUCAUUUUUAUUCAAGAGGUUGAAGUGGCGUACAUUUAAGCGUAUAGUCAUAGGUGAUAUUAAACAGAUACGCAAUCUGCCUUCUCAAGGUGCUAUAGAGGUCUUAGACUACUGAGAGGCGAUCCGGGUCAAGUGACCCACAAUGAGGUGUACAUACUAGAUGUCCUGCUCAUGAAUUGGAAAAAUUUUCUUCAGUGUAACUUCUAGUCUUAUCAAAUGCCAUGUCACAUUCAAAUAAAGGGUCUGGUUGUCGCUU
Molecule: messenger RNA, 2062 nt
Organism: Sinocyclocheilus grahami
Lineage: Eukaryota; Metazoa; Chordata; Actinopteri; Cypriniformes; Cyprinidae
Product: lysine-specific demethylase 4B-like
Exons: 5
Coding region: 35-970 (311 amino acids)
Biological process (GO): regulation of transcription by RNA polymerase II
Source: RefSeq, a predicted model, not a curated record